Molecule: messenger RNA, 654 nt
Organism: Alternaria alternata
Lineage: Eukaryota; Fungi; Ascomycota; Dothideomycetes; Pleosporales; Pleosporaceae
Exons: 1
Coding region: 1-654 (217 amino acids)
Source: RefSeq, a predicted model, not a curated record
AUGGCAGCCUGCACGAUAUGCAGCACUUGGAUCAGAGGUCCCGGAAAUCGAUGCACGCAACACCGCUACGUCAGAAAUAGAUACGAUGACUAUAACUACAGUAGUGACUCGACGAAUGCUCGCAGCGCCCGUCACAGUACGGGCACAGGCACUCGUCCACAUCGUUUCUCAAACAACCAGGACAUAUAUGGACAAUACGAUACCAGCAAUGCUCUCGUACGUCACAGAAUACACAGCAAUGCACACCGGUCCAGCUCUCAUCCCAAUGAGCUAGCAAAACCUCUUGUCCAUGUUUUCGAUAGAUUCAGCAACACGCAUGCCGUCGCAUCCGUGCAAUACUCAGCGAACCCAUCCUCUGGAAGUUACUCCAUCUCAGCCCAGGCAAAUCUCGAUCGCGAACAAUGCACCAACUGUCGUGAAUGGUUCCCAGAUGGUCUCAAGCUACAGUACCAUCAACAAGAGUUCCCAAUCGAAUGCGAGCAGUGCAACAUAUGUCUGAGGUACGAUAAUAUAGCAUACCAUGCAACGGACGUCAAACAUGAGAGGUGUUUCGUGAGAGGAUGUGAGAGUGAUUAUAGGACAGUGGGCAACUGGAGGCAUCGCUACGUCGAGAGACAUGUGUUGGGCAGGCACACACAACAGAGUUAUCAUUGA